GAUCUACUUUCCACCGGCAUCAUAUGCGGGAGGAGGUCGCGUCUCUUCCACCAGCUGCUCGUCUCCCCAUUUUAUUCCCUCUUUAAGGUCUAAAAUAGAAAACUCUAAAUUGCUCUCCUCGCCGAGGCGCCCGGGGAACAUUAAUUUGCUGGUUGCAAUCCAAAAUUUCGGCGUGUAAUCGAAGCUCGUACCAGAGCUGUUGACCGCACGCGCUUCAAAACUGUUUCUGGAGCUGUAAAACAAGGAGGCAACCAAGUAUUUCCACCGACAGACUGCGCCAAGAUGGGGUAUGGACGGUCGGACAGCUACCGCGUGGCCACCACGCAGGACAAGGAUGAGAAAGAGUCACCUAAGAAGAAGGCAGGAGGCAAAGAUCUGGAUGACCUGAAGAAAGAAGUUCCUAUUACGGAACACAAAAUGUCUGUGGAGGAAGUCUGCAGGAAGUACAACACUGAUAUCGUUCAGGGUUUGACCAACGCCCGGGCGGCCGAGUACCUUGCAAGAGAUGGACCCAACGCUCUGACUCCUCCCCCAACAACUCCAGAGUGGGUCAAGUUUUGUCGCCAGCUGUUCGGCGGCUUCUCCAUCCUGCUGUGGAUCGGCGCCAUCCUCUGUUUCCUGGCCUACGCCAUCCAGGCGGCCACCGAGGACGAGCCUGCCGGAGAUAACCUGUACCUGGGUAUCGUCCUGUCUGCCGUUGUCAUCAUCACCGGCUGCUUCUCCUAUUUCCAAGAGGCCAAGAGCUCCAAGAUCAUGGAGUCCUUCAAGAACAUGGUCCCUCAGCAAGCCUUGGUGAUCCGCGAAGGGGAGAAGAUGCAGAUUAAUGCAGAGCAGGUGGUCGCAGGAGACCUGGUGGAGGUGAAGGGAGGAGACCGGAUCCCUGCUGACCUUCGUAUCAUCUCCUCUCAUGGAUGCAAGGUGGACAACUCUUCCCUGACUGGUGAAUCUGAGCCUCAGACCCGGUCACCUGACUGCACACAUGACAACCCUCUGGAAACCCGCAACAUCACAUUCUUCUCCACCAACUGUGUCGAAGGAACGGCCCGUGGGAUCGUCGUGUGCACAGGUGACCGUACAGUAAUGGGGCGUAUCGCCACCCUCACCUCGGGGCUGGAGACUGGAAAGACCCCAAUUGCGAAGGAGAUCGAGCACUUCAUUCACAUCAUCACGGGCGUGGCCGUGUUUUUGGGCGUGACCUUCUUUGUCCUGUCACUCAUCCUCGGAUACAGCUGGCUGGAGGCCGUCAUCUUCCUCAUUGGUAUUAUUGUGGCCAAUGUGCCAGAAGGACUGCUGGCCACUGUCACCGUCUGUCUGACUCUGACCGCCAAGAGAAUGGCUCGUAAGAACUGCCUGGUGAAGAACCUGGAGGCCGUGGAGACGCUGGGCUCCACCUCCACCAUCUGCUCCGACAAAACUGGCACGCUGACACAGAACAGGAUGACAGUGGCCCAUAUGUGGUUCGACAACCAGAUCCAUGAGGCAGACACCACUGAGGACCAGUCCGGCUCCUCAUUUGACAAGAGCUCCACCACCUGGGUGUCUCUGGCUCGUAUCGCCGCCCUGUGUAACCGCGCUGUCUUCAAGGCCGGCCAGGAGUCACUUCCCAUCCUGAAGCGUGACGUGGCCGGGGACGCAUCAGAGUCUGCUCUGCUCAAGUGUAUUGAGUUGUCCUGUGGUGCCGUGAAGACUAUGAGGGACAAGAACAAGAAGGUGGCUGAGAUUCCCUUCAACUCCACCAACAAGUACCAGCUCUCAAUUCACGAAGCCGAGGAUGAAAGCGACAACCGCUACCUCCUGGUGAUGAAGGGGGCACCAGAGAGGAUCCUGGACCGCUGCACCACCAUCAUGCUGCAGGGCAAAGAGCAGCCCAUGGACGAUGAGAUGAAGGAAGCGUUCCAAAAUGCUUACCUGGAACUGGGAGGACUUGGAGAGAGAGUGCUGGGUUUCUGCCAUCUGUUCCUGCCUGAGGACAAGUACCCCAAAGGUUUCGCCUUCGACACUGACGACGUCAACUUCCAGACAGACAACCUGUGCUUUGUGGGUCUGAUGUCGAUGAUCGACCCUCCACGUGCCGCUGUGCCUGACGCCGUGGGAAAAUGUCGCUCGGCUGGCAUCAAGGUCAUCAUGGUCACUGGCGAUCAUCCAAUCACAGCCAAGGCCAUUGCCAAGGGUGUGGGCAUCAUCUCAGAAGGCAAUGAGACAGUGGAGGACAUCGCUGCACGUCUCAACAUCCCAGUCAGCCAAGUCAACCCCAGGGACGCCAAAGCUUGCGUGAUCCACGGGACGGAUCUGAAAGACCUGACUCAGGAGCAGAUGGACGACAUCCUGAAGAAUCACACUGAGAUCGUCUUUGCCAGAACUUCCCCGCAGCAGAAGCUCAUCAUCGUCGAGGGCUGCCAGCGACAGGGUGCUAUCGUGGCAGUAACAGGUGACGGUGUCAACGACUCCCCAGCUCUGAAGAAAGCUGAUAUUGGUGUCGCCAUGGGAAUCUCCGGCUCUGACGUGUCCAAACAAGCCGCCGACAUGAUCCUGCUGGACGACAACUUUGCCUCCAUUGUCACUGGCGUGGAGGAAGGUCGUCUGAUCUUCGACAAUCUGAAGAAGUCCAUCGCCUACACUCUGACCAGCAACAUUCCGGAGAUCACUCCGUUCCUCUUCUUCAUCCUGGUCAACAUCCCUCUGCCUCUGGGCACCAUCACCAUCCUCUGCAUCGACCUCGGCACAGACAUGGUGCCAGCCAUCUCUCUGGCCUACGAGGCUGCGGAGAGUGACAUCAUGAAGCGGCAGCCCAGGAACCCAGCAAGGGACAAGCUGGUGAACGAGAGACUCAUCAGCAUCGCUUACGGACAGAUCGGUAUGAUCCAGGCGCUGGGAGGUUUCUUCGCCUACUUUGUCAUCAUGGCUGAAAAUGGCUUCUUGCCAGACUGCCUCGUCGGCAUUCGACUGAACUGGGACGAUCGCUCCAACAACGACCUGGAGGACAGUUACGGCCAGCAGUGGACCUAUGAGCAGCGCAAGAUCGUGGAAUUCACCUGCCACACAGCCUUUUUCGUCAGUAUUGUGGUGGUGCAGUGGGCCGACGUCAUCAUCUGCAAGACCAGACGUAACUCGGUGUUCCAACAGGGCAUGAGGAAUAAGAUUCUUAUCUUCGGCCUGUUUGAGGAGACAGCCCUCGCUGCCUUUCUGUCCUACUGCCCCGGGAUGGAUGUGGCGCUGCGCAUGUAUCCCCUCAAGCCCAGCUGGUGGUUCUGCGCUUUCCCGUACAGUUUUCUCAUCUUUGUUUACGAUGAGAUUCGAAAACUCAUCCUUCGCCGAAACCCAGGAGGCUGGGUGGAAAAAGAAACAUACUAUUAAAUUAUGGGAUCAUCAUUUACUCUCCCUCCCUCUUUCCUCCCUUCCUCUUGUCUCAUCAACUGUCCUUCCAUCAUCAUCUCGCACUCUAAAACAACAAGUGGACCAACGACAGAGGGGGAGGGGCCGUCCCACUGGAUCCCCUGGCCUCUCUGUCCUCUUUGAUACUUUCGAUCCGUCCAGCAGAAACCUGCCAGCAGAUUCUAACCAUAGCAACUGUCCCGCUGCCGCCGACAUCGUGGUGCUGUUACUUUGGGGGUCCAGCUCCUCCGACACUGCCAUCAGACGACUUUUCUAAAUCUUAACCGGGUGUGAUUUGUAAAUCUAAACUCCAUCGACGUUUCUAGUUUGUUUGGCCAUGACAAAGCACACAGCCCGUCCGCUGCCCUGCCUGCUGCUCUGACCCUGAUCGUCUGUACCGUCGUGACGCCGUGCAAACCUUCGUAAAACCUUCCACCGACUCUCUUCCUCCCGCCAUCACGGUCCCUCCCUCUCUCCCUCCCUCCACCCCGACCCUUCACUCGUCCUCAAAAGAUUAAAAAAAUACAAUCUCUCUGUGUCCUCGGAAAAAGAGAUUUCUCUCCGAUUUCAUGAUUUCAAUGUCAACAAAGUGCGACGCGCCUUGACUUGUGAACCACCGGCAAAAAAAGAAGUGAAAUAAAACAGAAGGAUCUCUCU
Synchiropus splendidus (mandarinfish) is the source of this 4029-nucleotide messenger RNA. RefSeq names its product ATPase Na+/K+ transporting subunit alpha 3a (gene atp1a3a). Gene Ontology annotation, cellular component: membrane. The record is from RefSeq and is a predicted model, not a curated record. Lineage: Eukaryota; Metazoa; Chordata; Actinopteri; Syngnathiformes; Callionymidae. Gene Ontology annotation, molecular function: ATP hydrolysis activity; P-type sodium:potassium-exchanging transporter activity; ATP binding. The transcript is spliced from 23 exons. The coding region runs from base 283 to 3354 and encodes 1023 amino acids. Gene Ontology annotation, biological process: intracellular sodium ion homeostasis; proton transmembrane transport; potassium ion import across plasma membrane.